This is a messenger RNA of Drosophila novamexicana, 3761 nucleotides long. RefSeq names its product putative mediator of RNA polymerase II transcription subunit 12. Lineage: Eukaryota; Metazoa; Arthropoda; Insecta; Diptera; Drosophilidae. Gene Ontology annotation, molecular function: zinc ion binding; nucleic acid binding. Bases 938 to 3430 code for a protein of 830 amino acids. The record is from RefSeq and is a predicted model, not a curated record. The transcript is spliced from 3 exons.
AUUAACUAAUUUCACUAUGAGCUAGCUUUUAGAUUUUAAAAUAAGGACAUAAAUGUGGAUCAAAACUAUUCAUAAUUGUGUGUGGCGGCCAUGCCCUAUCGAUAGUUACGCAUGCUGCAAAGAGAAAAACCUAUCGAGCAUUUGCAAAUAAUCGAUACAUCUUUGCAAUAUCAACAACCCUAUCUAGUUGCAUUAUUCUUGGAGCAGAAAGCAGAAAAUUUUGUGAAAACACACCACGCAGCGAAAAAUGUAAAGUGCGCAAAUGGUAAAAAAUAACAAAAAACAAAGUAUGAGCUUGCAAAUUGUGUUCAGAUAGAUAAAAAACAGUGCAUGUGCGCGUUUAUAGUAGAAAAACUACAUGCAAGUAACCAGCAGCCACAGCAUUCUGUGGCAGCGACGAGUCGUCCAGUAGCAGCGAGUAAAUUGUGGAGUCUCUCUGGCCACAUUGAUGCAGCAGCGCCCGCAAAUGUAUGCGACAAACUAGUAGUGGGCAGCAGUAGCAGCAACAGCAGCAGCAGUCGCAGUCGCAGUCGUUGUCGUCUUUGUGAAGCGUCAAGCGCAAAAAAAAAAGAAAAGGAAAAAGUAAACGCCAAAACAAGAGAGUGAAAAACGUGCGUAAAAGUUAAUUAGCUGCCGCCAAGCAACGAGCAAAAGCAGAAGCGAGUGGAGGAGCAACAGCAGCAGCUGCUGCUCUAUACAAAUCGACAAUCGACAUUGUUGUUGUUGUGUUUAUUAUUGUUGUUGCUGUUCUUGUGGUUUUUGCACCCACCACACGUAACUAGAGCAGCAGCCACUAUACACACACACACACAUACACACACACACAGGCACACAAAUACACAUACUCACACAUACACACACACACACACACCCCUACAUAUAAACACUCCAGGCUAGACUUCGUAGUAGAUGCGUGCGUGCCACAACAAAAUUGGAAAUGAUUUGUCCAAAAGACGUCCUACAGUGGUUUAAGACUCUGGAGAGCUAUAAUCGCAUCGAUACCAUGUGUUCACUGUUCGAGGCAUGCCUGCCGUUUGAGUUGCGCUUUCUGGGCACUUGUCUGGAGGAGCUCGGUCGGCGUGAUUCACCUGAAUUGCGGGGCAUGGAGUUGCGCGCCAAUAAUCCGCAGGAUUUGGCUGCCGACAUGUAUAAUUGCCAGAAGGGCGAGCCAACAGAUAAGAAGAUUCGCCGCAAGAUGGCGCUCUAUUUGGCGCUUAUACGUGCCUGCAAUCGGAAUUGUGUGAGCGAAAUCUUUCGCACUCUCGAAUGCUGGGGGGAACGCGAUUUUGCCAGCAUUAACGAUCAGGAUACGUUCCUGGAGCUGCUACUCGUCUAUACAAUGGCUGCAAAACAUCCGGUCUUCUCCUAUCAUCAGAACACCAAAUGCGGCGAAAUACUGGCCAAGAUUAAGGAAAUCAAGCGUAUGGCGGAUGAAUCAACGCAAAUCAUAAACCAACAGCAGCAGCAACAGCAGCAACAGCAACAACAGCAACAACAGCAACAACAGCCACAACAGUCACAGGCGGCGCAUCCACAGCACUUGCUUCAGCAGCAGCAGCAGCAGCCACCGCCGCCGCCUUUUCAUCAUCCCAUGGUGCAAAUGAUGCAAUCGCAGCCGGUAAACCCGCCCAUACUGUUCCCACAGCCUUGGACCAAGCUAAUGUCCGGCGCAGACGUGGACGGCAUGCAGCAUUUGAUGCAAUCCAAUAUCACCAUUCCAGACACAAAUGCCAUUGCGGCAGCCAACGCUUGGUGUAUGCGCAACAUGUAUGCAGUGCCACCGCCGCCACAGCCACAAAGCUUGGAUCAUCAGGUGCCGCCGCAAGCCAGCUCGCCCAUGCUAAGCAGCCAGCAGUCAUCGCCGUCAAGCAGUCGCACCACCAGUCCUCAGCGUGAACGCGGCAGUAGUGCUCCACUGCAGCAGCAACAACAACAACAACAACAGCAGCAACAGCUGCGCAGCUUGCCACAACGUUUGGCGGCCGGCAUCAAGCAUACGCGUCGCCCCUCUGUGGAGACAACGCCACCGCCAACGUCAACGUCCGUUGGCAGCGUAGACGCCAAUUUGACGUCGCAGCACGUCAAGCAUUUCGACGAGGGCAUCAGUGAAGGCGGCGGCAACAGCCUGUCCAGUAUUAUACGCAACGCAAGUUAUCCACGUGUGGCACAUCAGCGUAUCAAUGCGAAUGCGUAUAUGCCCUCACACCAGCAGCAGCAACAGUCGCCGGUAAGUCAAGAUGCACAGCAGCAGCAGCAGCAGGCGCAUUAUCAGAUGAACAGCUAUAUCAAACCGAGCACACUUGCCCAGACGAUGCAUAAUAUGCAUAUAAAUGAUGAUGGCAGCGGUUCGACGCGUAUGAAUUCUAGUAAAAGUGCAGCCACGACCAGCAGCGAGUCCGGCUGCUCGAAUGGUUCGUGCGGCGAGACAACGCCACCGGAAACGCCCACGCCCACGCUGACCAACCAUACAGUGGGCAUCAGUUAUCAGCAGCAGCAGCAACAGCAACAGCAAAAGCAUCAUCUUAGCAACAAGCAGCAGCAGCAGCAGCUCAGCCUGCAGCAGCGCCUGAAUGGGCGCAACGGUGUGGAAAAGAGCUAUCAGCAAAUCUAUGCGACGAGCAAUCCCAGCGAGGCUCCGACAUUGCAGCAGCAGCAGGCGCUGCUCAUAAGUCCGUCUGCAGUUAAUGCGCCGACAACAACAGUGCUGCUGCAGCCACAACAGCAGCAGCAGCAGCAACAACAACAGCAACAACCGCAGCAACCACCGCCAACAGCCGCAGCGUACAAUACAGCCACAUAUUCAUAUCAUACGGCAAGCGGACGUGGACCGCCACCGACGUUGAUAAAGGCGCAUCAUGCGCCGCCGCCGCAUACGCUGCACAGUUCCUUUCGGUUUUCGUUGCCACCGCCGCAUAACAGUGAGCUAAUAUAUCCGGCAUAUCAUGCCGGCCUGGCGUACCCGCCUGUGCCCGUUACAGCGACGCCAGCGGGCGCGCCCCCUUCCGUUGUAACGGCGGCACAAUUGGGCCGCAAUUCGGCGGCGGUCAUCAGCACGAAUGCGGUCACAGUGCAAACGCAAACGCCCGCCCCUCAGCAGCAACAGUUGCUGGCCGCAACGGUUGCCGCAUCGCCAUACAGCACGCUCACUGUUUGUCCCAUAACCGGAGCGAGCAGCGGUGUCGCCCAGAAGAUCAUCUCCUGCUAUAAUUGCGGCUCACAGACGCACAGCGGCCGGGACUGCCAGGAGGCCUCCAUGGAGGAUGUGACGCGCAGUGCCAACUACAAGCUGGACUAUAGUACAUCCAACAAUCCAGGCAGCAUGGAUGGCCCCAAUCUAACGGAACACAAGGAUGUUGGCAAUAUGCUUAAGAAUGUGCCAGCGACGACGCCAACGGCAACAGCAGCGGCAUUGACCAGCAUGGGCAAAUAAGCCAUGUAUAUUAAAAACACAGACACCCCCUCCCCACACACACACACCUACACUCACACACAUAUAUAUAUAUAUAUAUAAUUAAUACAUAUAUAUAUAAUUAAUACUUAUUGUAAUUCUUAACUACUUACACAAUUGAACAUUUAUAGCGUUUGUAAAAGUGCGGAAAUCAAAUUUCACGCCUUUAGCCACGUCUCUUAGUUUAAGACAUUUUUGCAAAUUGCGUUAGCCAGAACAAGUCGCCUAUAACUAAAAAAAAAAAAACAAAAAGAUGAAAAUAACAAAAAAAAAUUACAAAACAAUUAACAACCUUGCAGAUCACAGGGAAAUU